Messenger RNA from Anolis sagrei ordinatus, 2193 nucleotides. RefSeq names its product EGF like domain multiple 6 (gene EGFL6). Gene Ontology annotation, molecular function: calcium ion binding. Lineage: Eukaryota; Metazoa; Chordata; Lepidosauria; Squamata; Anolidae. The record is from RefSeq and is a predicted model, not a curated record. Gene Ontology annotation, cellular component: membrane.
CUGGCCCGCCCCCCGCCAAACGGCGCAGACCCGAAGCCUGGGCUUUGCUCCCUGGCCGCCCGGGGUUCCCUCUUUCCCUUCUUGCCUCUCCGCCCAGGAUCCCGGAGUGGGAGCCCUUGAAGUCUCCCCAGAGCAGCGCCCGCAGAGACGCCCCUCUUCCCAGGAGACCUGCUUUGGGCUGAAGAGGGCGAGGGUCCUGCCCUCCUGGCCCGCUUGGCUUGCCCUCGCCUCCCUUCCCUUCCCAGCACUGCCCACCUGCUGCCCCUUGCGCCCAGCAUGCUGCCCGGCCUCCUGGCGCUUUCCUGGCUGCCCUUUCUGCUUGCAGGUGGAGCCCCUGGAAGCCUCCGCUCAAGAGGGCGCAGGCAACUAGUGGCUCUGAAUCAAUCUGGUGUCUGUCGCUAUGGUUCGAAGCUUGACUGCUGCUAUGGCUGGAAAAGAAAUAGCAAAGAACACUGUGAAGCCACCUGUGAACAUGGGUGCAAAUAUGGUGAAUGUGUGAUGCCAAACAAGUGUAAAUGUUUUCCUGGAUUCACAGGGAAAACCUGCAGCCAAGAUCUCAAUGAAUGUGGAUUGGAACCGCAUCCUUGCAAACACAGGUGUAUGAACAUGCACGGCAGCUACAAGUGCUAUUGUCUUAAUGGGUACAUGCUCAUGCCAGAUGGCACCUGCACAAAUUCCAGGACAUGUGCCAUGGUGAAUUGCCAAUAUGGUUGUGAAGAGAUGAAAGAUGAUGUACGAUGCGUGUGUCCAUCAAGUGGACUUCAGUUAUCACCGAAUGGGAAAACAUGCAUAGAUAUUGAUGAGUGUGCCACUGGCAAAGCUAUUUGCUCUUUCAAUCGCAAAUGCGUCAACACAUUUGGAAGUUAUUACUGCAGGUGUCAGGUUGGAUAUGAACUCAAAUAUGUGAAUGGUCGAUACAACUGUGUAGAUAUCAAUGAAUGCACAGCAAACAUAUCCAUGUGUAACUUCCAUGCAGAAUGCCUCAACACACAAGGGUCUUUCAAGUGCAAAUGCAAAGCAGGCUACAAGGGGAAUGGCUUUGGGUGCUCUGUUAUUCAUGAAAAUUCAGUGAAAGAGGUUCCUAGGAUCUCUGGAGCUGCCAAAGAAAAGCUCAAGAAGCUGCUUAGGUACAAGAACAAUUUGAGAAAACAUGUAGACAUGAAGAACUCCAUUCCAGAAGCUCUUGUGACUCCACCUUCUAGAACACAUGUAAGACUGCUAGACUAUAAAGAGAGUUCCUACACAGAGGAUGAGUUUACUGAACAGGAGAAAAGCAUUGAAGAUGUUGGAAGAAAUGGAAACAUAGACAAUAAAGGAGCUGAUGAUGAAGAAGGAGAAAGCGAACACCUUGAAAAUCAGAUUGGCCAUGAGAAGAAACUCCGAGGAGAUGUAUUUUCUAAAGAAGCAGCUGCUUUUGGUCCUCUCCCAGCACAAAGAAAAAUCUCAGUCCAGAAAGCAGAGCUGGAAGAUAUCAUUUCAGUGGACUGCAGCUUUGGGCGAGGGUCUUGUGUCUGGCAGCAAGAUGCAAAUGAUGACUUUGACUGGAGUCCUGCAAAUCAUGAGAAUGGUGAUGGCUAUUACAUGGCAGUUCCAGUCUUCAUGGGGCACAAGAAGGAUGUUGGCCGUUUGAAACUUCUUCUCACUGACCUUGCGCCACAGAGUGUGUAUUGUUUAAUUUUUAGUUACCGGCUUGCAGGAGAAAGAGUAGGGAAACUACGAGUAAUCCUCAGUGACAUCAGUAGUGGCCCAUCCUGGGAACAGAGCAUGGGGAGUGGAGAGUGGUGGAAAACUGGACAAAUUGAAAUGCCUACAGGAGCAGAAACAACUAUGAAUAUUACCUUUGAGGCAGAACGUGGGAAAGGCACAACUGGAGAAAUCGGAAUGGAUACCGUAAUACUAUUUUCUGGCUUGUGUCCUGAAGACCACCUUGCAUUAGAUAUUUGAAUUUAUGGAUUUCAUUGCUAUUAUAUUAUUUGUUGUAUUAAUAAAUAUUUUGUAUUGUUGUUAUCUAGAUGAAAUACCAAUCUAGAAACAAUAUCUUGAACCUCAAAUCAGUCAGAUAACACAUUUGUAUAUAUAGUAUGCUAAACUUUGUUUUGUAUGUUGCUUUAUUUUGUUAUAGCAGGGUCUUACAGAAUGUGAAAAUAUUUCUCUAGCUCUUCUCGCAAUAAAUGUGCUUUAUUGUAUACAACA